Molecule: messenger RNA, 3866 nt
Organism: Abrus precatorius (Indian licorice)
Lineage: Eukaryota; Viridiplantae; Streptophyta; Magnoliopsida; Fabales; Fabaceae
Product: TMV resistance protein N-like
Exons: 9
Coding region: 84-3788 (1234 amino acids)
Biological process (GO): defense response; signal transduction
Molecular function (GO): ADP binding
Source: RefSeq, a predicted model, not a curated record
UAAGUUUUAGAGGAGAAGAUACUCGUCACACUUUCACGGGUCAUCUCUACGAUGCUUUGCAACGAAAAGGGAUCAACACCUUCAUGGAUGAUGAUGGACUGAAGGGUGGACAUCAAAUUUCACUCUCUCUUGUUGGAGCUAUCCAGGAAUCAAGGAUUUCAGUUGUUGUUUUCUCUGAAAACUAUGCAUCUUCCUCUUGGUGUCUUGAUGAACUUGUCCAGAUAGUUGAGUGUAUGGAGAUGAAGAACCAUUUGAUUUGGCCAAUCUUUUACAAAGUGGCACCAUCUGAUAUAAGGCAUCAAAGAAAUAGUUAUGCUGAAGCCAUCACUGAACAUGAAAAUAGGUUCGGAAAAGAGUCUAAAAAGGUGCAAAAAUGGCGAUCAGCUUUGUCUCAAGUUGCCAACUUGAAAGGGUGGCAUUUCGAAACUGGGUACGAAUAUGAAUUUAUCCAAAAGUUUGUUGAAAUGGCUAUUGCUAAAUUACGUCAAUCUUUUUGUAACUACGAUGUUUUUCUUAGUUUUAGAGGAGAAGACACCCGUCACACUUUCACGGGUCAUCUCUAUGAUGCUUUCCGAAGGAAGGGAAUCAACAUAUUCAUGGAUGAUGAUGGAUUGAAGGGUGGGGACCAAAUUGCACUCUCUCUUGUUCGAGCUAUUCAGGAAUCAAGGAUUUCAGUUGUUGUUUUCUCUGAAAACUAUGCAUCUUCCUCUUGGUGCCUUGAUGAACUAGUUGAGAUUGUUGGGUGUAUGAAGAUGAAGAACCAAUUGGUUUGGCCAAUCUUUUACAAAGUGGAACCAUCGGAUAUUAGAUAUCAGAGAAAUAGUUAUGCUGAAGCUAUGACUAAACAUGAACGUAGGUUUGGAAAAGAGUCUGAAAGGAUGCAGAAAUGGCGAUCAGCUUUGUCUCAAGUUGCCAACUUAAAAGGAUGGCAUUUCGAAACUGGGUAUGAAUAUGAAUUUAUCCAAAAGUUUGUUGAAAUGGCCAUUGCUGAAUUACAUCAUGAACAAUUAGAUGUUGGUGAGCACAUAGUUGGACACCAGUCUUGCAUACAGGAAGUGAGGUCACUUUUACAUAUUGAAUCUCGUGACAAGGUUUGCAUGGUGGGAAUUCAUGGAACAGGUGGAAUAGGGAAGACAACACUUGCCAAAGCUCUAUAUAACAUGAUUUUUUAUCAAUUUGAAUGUGCAAUUUUUCUUGAAAGUGUUAGAGAAACAUCAAAGCAAAUGGGGCUUGUACAUCUUCAAGAGACAAUGCUAUCUAAGCUGCUUGAAGGGAAAAUUAUCAAGUUAAGCAGUGUAGAUGAAGGUGCCGCUAGAUUGAAAGACAGGCUUCGGCAUAGGAGAAUUCUUCUGGUGCUUGAUGAUGUAGAUAGUGUGGACCAGUUAGAAAAACUAGCAGGAAAUUGUAAUUGGUUUGGUUCAGGUAGCAGAAUCAUUAUAACAACAAGGGAUAAGCAUGUGUUAACUAUUCAUGAGGUUGAAAAGAGAUAUGAAAUGAAAGAGUUGAAUGAUCAUGAAGCUCUUCAACUUUUUUGCUGGAAGGCCUUCAAAAUGAGUCAACCGGCAACCAGCUAUGAAGAUGUGUCUAACCGUGCAGUUCGUUAUGCCAGAGGCCUUCCAUUGGCAUUAAAAGUAAUUGGCUCCAAUUUGGUUGGCAAAUCCAUAAGGGAAUGUGAAUGUGCAUUGGAACAAUACGAGAGGAUUCCGGAUAGAAAGAUACAAGACAUACUCAAGGUAAGCUAUGAUUGCCUAUCAGAGAAUGCACAGUAUGUCUUCCUUGAUAUUGCUUGCUUCUUUAAAGGGGAGAGAAGAGAAUAUGUUGAAAGAAUUUUAGACAAAUGUGACUUUUACCCAACAUACAAUAUUGGAAUACUUGUUGACAAAUCUCUUCUUACUGUUGAUCAAUAUGGUCACUUAAGGAUGCAUGAUCUAAUACAAGACAUGGGCAAAGAAGUAGUUAGACAGGAAUCGCCAAGAAGACCUGGUGAACGUAGCAGGUUAUACUUUCAUGAAGAUGUUCUCAAUGUUUUAACAGAAAAUUCAGGAAGCAGUACUAUUGAAGGAAUACUGUUAGAUCCACCGAAGGAAGAAGAAGUUGAAGUAGAGUGGGGUGGCAUUGCCUUCGAAAAGAUGAGUAAUCUUCGAAUUCUGGUUGUGAGGAAUGCACACUUUUUAUCAGCACCUAAAUAUCUGCCAAGUAGUCUAAGGUUGCUUGAAUGGAAGGGUUACCCAUCAGAAUCACUCCCACCAGGAUUUUAUCCAAGGAAUGUUGUUGUCUUAAGUUUACCACAUAGUCAUUUCAAACUAGAAAAGGAAAAUAAAUUCCCGAAACUCAAGCAUUUGACUGAACUGAAUUUCUCUUAUUGUCGAUUCAUAACUCAUCUACCUGAUGUGUCUGGAGUUCCAUCUUUAAAGCACAUAAAACUUAUUGCAUGUAGAAAACUGAUUUCGAUUGAUGAAUCUGUUGGAUUUCUUGAGAAGCUUGAAAGUUUAGAUGCAAGAGAAUGUGGCAAGCUAAGAAAAUUCUCAUCAAGAAUCUGGUUGCCAUCUCUCCAACUUCUCAACUUUGAAUUUUGUAACAAUUUGCAAUCAUUCCCUGAAAUAGAGAAAGUGAUGGAUAAGCCCUUAGACAUUUGUUUAAAUGAUACUAAAAUUAGGGAGUUGCCAAGUUCUGUGUAUAAUCUUAUGGGACUCAAAACUGUAAGUAUGUCAGCAUGUAGAAGAGUGAGAAAUCUACCAAGUACCUUAUUUAUGUUGCCAAGGAUUGUUGAGUUGAAGUUUCAGGGCAAUUUUCAAGUUCGAAAAUCAUUUAGAAGCUUCCGAAAUAGCCAUGUAAUAACAACCAUUAGCCACUCUCCUUUACGACGAUUGUCAUGUAUAAAUUGUGGUUUAACAGAUGAAGAUCUCCAAUUUAUUCUUAGUUGUUUUCCAAACUUGGAAGAGCUAAUAUUGCCAUGGAACAAUUUUAAGUCUCUCCCUACAUCCAUUAAAGAAUCUUCUAACUUGACAGUUCUUGAUGUAAUUGGUAACGAGAGACUUAAGGAAAUUCCAGAGUUGCCAUCAAGUAUUCAGAUAGUAUUGGCUAGAGGUUGUUCAUCCUUAACUUCAGAAACAUCAAGAAUGUUAUGGUCUCAGGCAUUGAAGGAAGUCUAUAAAUUACAUGUUUUGAUGCCAGAAAGCCAGUUUCCAAAUUGGUUUGAUCAUCAAUAUGAAGGUGGAAUUGUGUCCUUUUGGGCUCGUGGACAAUUUCCCAUCGUUGCUUUAGCUUUUCUCUUCAAAGACAUGCCACUACCACCCCGAAUUCUAGUUAAUCAUAGCAUUCGUAUUCACUUGUACAUUAAUGGACGAGAAGUGGUUAAAUUAAGUUGGUCUGGGUAUGGACUUGAAGGAGACCAUGUGUUCCUAUGUGAUGUACGAUCUGGGGUUGGUGCUGAAGAGUGGCCAAUUCGUGACAUGUUGCAUGCAUCUGAUUGGAAUCAUGUGGAGUUUAAAUGUGAUUCACCUGCAGGUUUGAUCGUGAGUUAUUGUGGUGUUCACGUGUAUAAACAAGAAACUAACAUGCAAGAUAUUCAAUUCACACGUCCCAACCCAUUGAAGAGAAAACCAUCAAUAACAAGUCAUAAACUACCGAAGAAGCGUGUGAGAAUGCUCAAGUCUAACAUAGACAAGAGAAAGACACCAAGGAAAUUUACUCAGUUAUCUUCUGGGAGAAGAAUGAAAAUGGUAUUUCCUAUGAAUAAAGGUUUUUGGAGAUUUUCCUAUGGCUUUAGUAUGUCAAAGAAGAACUAGCUGCUUUGAAAUUGUCAUUUCAUGCCUGCUGUCCAUUCUAGCAGGAGUACUAACAAUUAGGAAUUCAUGUUAUUAUAG